Molecule: messenger RNA, 1775 nt
Organism: Sinocyclocheilus anshuiensis
Lineage: Eukaryota; Metazoa; Chordata; Actinopteri; Cypriniformes; Cyprinidae
Product: 14-3-3 protein gamma-1-like
Exons: 2
Coding region: 107-850 (247 amino acids)
Source: RefSeq, a predicted model, not a curated record
AGCAGAGAGCAGCUGCCAGACGAGCUCGCGCGCGCGUCCCACUGCAUGUUCACCAAAUACACCUCGAUCACCCAUACAGAGCUCCUGAAUUAACCGCUGUUUAAACAUGGUCGACCGCGAGCAGCUGGUUCAGAAAGCCAGACUGGCCGAGCAGGCUGAGCGGUAUGACGAUAUGGCUGCUGCCAUGAAAUCGGUAACAGAGAUGAACGAGGCCCUUUCCAACGAGGAGAGGAACCUGCUCUCUGUGGCCUACAAGAACGUGGUGGGCGCGCGCCGUUCCGCCUGGCGCGUCAUCUCCAGCAUCGAGCAGAAGACCUCCGCUGACGGCAACGAGAAGAAAAUCGAGAUGGUCCGCGCUUACCGUGAGAAAAUCGAGAAGGAGCUGGAGGCCGUGUGCCAAGACGUACUCAACCUCCUCGACAACUUCCUGAUCAAGAACUGCAGCGACACCCAGCACGAGAGCAAAGUCUUCUUCCUGAAGAUGAAGGGCGACUACUACCGUUACCUGGCGGAGGUGGCCACGGGCGAAAAGAAAGCCACGGUGGUGGAGUCUUCUGAGAAGUCUUACAGCGAGGCCCAUGAGAUCAGCAAAGAGCACAUGCAGCCUACACACCCCAUCCGCCUGGGCCUGGCGCUCAAUUACUCGGUCUUCUACUACGAGAUCCAGAACGCACCCGAGCAGGCCUGCCAUCUGGCCAAGACGGCUUUCGACGACGCUAUAGCUGAACUGGACACCCUGAACGAGGACUCCUACAAAGACUCCACGCUCAUCAUGCAGCUCCUGCGAGAUAACUUGACGCUCUGGACGAGCGAUCAACAAGACGACGAGGGAGGCGAAGGCAACAAUUAAACAUUGAAGAAAAGAGAAGAUCUUUGAGACCCUUUUCCUCUCAGCCGUAACAUAAAACACGCGUGCUCACACAACAAAGAAAAACAAAACAAGUAUGUUACAUGAAAAAAUUCACAAAAGGGGGCAUGAUGGAACUGUGUCAGCCAUGUUUGCUGAUUGCAAAGCAGCGCAGUUUUCUUUAUUAUCCACAAAAUUACAAUUGAGAGAAAUAUGCUAGUUAUAAAGAACGGUAUGUCUCAAAAAAAUUUAAGAAGUAGCUUAAAAAUAAUAAAUUAAACCUCUCUUUCUGGGACGUUUACUUGACACUUUGAGGAAGAAGCUUGUCAGUACAUCAGUCGUUUCUAAAUGGCUGAAGGGUUACGCUAAACCCACUGGUAUAGGUACUGUUAUUGUAGUGAAAUACGAAGUGGAGCUGCUUAUAUUCAUUUACAUUGUGAGUAAAGAGUACUUUAAAGCGACAAGGGUGGGCUUAACUGACAAAAAAAAUCUUUAAGUGAAAACUUGAAUGUUCUCGCCUCGCAGGUAUUUGCAAACAGGCUGCACUGGACGUAAACGGUCAUGUUUUUGUCUGAUAUACGUUCAUAGGGAUUCUGAAUGGCACCCACUAAUGUUUACGUCAAACUGGUUAUCUGUGCCAUUGAUGAUACACAUCAUUAGUAUGCAUCUCACAUCGGAACUACACAAAACUACUGUAUUACAGUAAUGUUGAUUAGGUUUUCAAAAAUAACAGUUAUGACUUCCCUAGUACAUGUAUUGCCUUUUCAAUCCAAAGCUAAAACCGUUUUCUAAUCGUUAUUGUUAUCAUUAUUAUUAUGGACACCGUUUAAAAAAAUCACCAAGCCUGACCCACAUUGUACAAGAAAAUGAGAUUUGAUUUUAAAGCACAGAAGAGUAGUUCUAAACAUUAUCGAUUAAAAAAAAAAAA